UGAAAAUAGCUCACCGGGUGAAUACUUUCGGUUUUUGUUCUUUAAAGCUGCAUAAACACGCAGUUCUUUUCAAACCUGAACCUGACUCGUUCAUGAUUUUAACCAUGUUUUCAAAUCUUCUGCUGCUGUUCUGCUUUAUCUGUCACAGUGGAACCCCUCGUGCAGGGACUAAACUUCUCCAUGUGACAGGAAAAAAGGGAGACAGCGUCAUCCUGCCGUGUGAAUUUGGGGCCAGACAGAUUUCUCAUUUUUAUUUAAGCAGUUGGUCAAAAACGAUCUAUGGUUGUGAGAAUGAAGAAUGUGAAAGUGAAAAUGGACGAGUAUUUAAACAAGGAAACUGUGAUGUUGUCAUCAAGGAUCUGAGUUUCAGUGACGCAGGGAAAUAUGUUUUGAGAAUCUAUUACAAUAAUGCACAGUCAAUGCUGGAGCGAUUAACCCUGGAGUACUAUCUUCAUAUUCAGGAUGAGAUUUCUGUGAAGAUGGGUGAGGAGCUGAAGUUGGAUGUUCUGUUGACCGAUACUGAAAAAGUUGUGCAUCAGAACAAAAUGAGCUCAGAGUGGACGGUGGUCUGGGAGAGAAGAGCUGGGGUCAGGAGCGAUCGACUGACUGUCAGAGAUGGAAACCUGACCAUUAAUGAGUUAACAGUCACUGAUGAAGGAAUAUACCAAGUUCUGGACUUUGAUGAUGAAAUCUUGAUCACAGUGACAGUCACAGGAUCUGGUACAGACUCAAAGGAAAACCACACAGAUGAUAAAACUGAUGACACUAAACAAGUUUCUGCACUUGAUUGGAUGAUUCCUAAUGGAAUGGGUUUUUCUCUGGUUGUGCUUUGUCUGACUCUGAUUUUAAUUAUGACCAGGAAUCACAGAAUAUUUCGCUAUAUUUAUUUUACAUUUGGUUAUGAUUACAGAUAAGAUAUAAUAUAUUGCAACACACAUUAUUGAUAAUUAAAAUUUUAUAAUGCACUAUGUAUAAAAAAGGCUUUAAAGGGAUACUGCACCACAAAUGAAAAUGUUAUCAUUCACUUACCCCCAGGUUUCUAUAAUAACCCCCUUAUUAUAGAGUUAUGCUAUAAUAACCUCUAUAAAUACAACUAAUUAUAUACACUAACACUUGAAAAGAGACAGAAGUUUUUGGAGGGAUGCUCAUUUUUAAAUCAUGCCCUAUUUCAUCAAAUUUAGCUACGGGCCUGCUUGUGACUGUCCCAUAGACUGACAAGUAAAUAACAGUAUCAAGGUCCGGAAAAGUAUGAAAGAAAUGAUCAGAAUUGGCCUAAUAGGGUGGAGUAUCCCUUUAAACAAAGUGUAGCUGAUUAUUUAUUUUAAUUUAAUUUCUUUAGACCAUUAAACUGUGAAUAUCUGUGAAUGUUUUUAUUUGAGAAUCAAAUUUUAUUUGUGAACAAUUUAUUUUUGUCAAGCUCCUAACAUAUAUUUGUGGAUCUCAUUCUAUUUGUUUGUGAAUGUAAAAUGUUUACAUUUUAUUUGGAAUUAAGUAAUUCUAACUCCAUACUAGUCACUGGUUACCAUUUUUUCCGGACUAUAAGUCGCACUUUUUUUCACAGUUUGGCUGGUCCUGCGACUUAUAGUCAGGUGCGACUUAUUUAUCAAAAUUAAUUUGACAU
This is a messenger RNA of Carassius auratus (goldfish), 1621 nucleotides long. RefSeq lists its product as uncharacterized. The transcript is spliced from 6 exons. The record is from RefSeq and is a predicted model, not a curated record. Lineage: Eukaryota; Metazoa; Chordata; Actinopteri; Cypriniformes; Cyprinidae. The coding region runs from base 93 to 914 and encodes 273 amino acids.